AUGAGAAUCCCAACAAAGCACAUCAGAGACGUUUACAGACGCUUGUUCACUGCAGGAUGUGUCGUUUGCGUGAAGGAUUUCACUUGCAUUCACCCAUACUUCAACAUUCCAAAUCUCCAGGUAUUCAUGUUGAUGAAGGGCCUCGUCUCCAAGAAACUCGUUAAAGAGACUUGCAACUGGAAGACCUUGUACUGGACAAUCAACGACGAAGGAAUUAAGUAUUUGAGAGCCAAGAUGUGCUUCCCAGAAGACGCCGUCCCAUUCACACUCAGAGAACCAGUCGCAACUGCUGCCGUUGCUCACGACCAGGCUAAACAAAUUCAAGGCGAAAGAAAGUUCAAGAAGGCUGUCCCAGCUGAGAAAAAACCAGAGUUCAAAAAGGACUAA
Entamoeba invadens IP1 is the source of this 387-nucleotide messenger RNA. Its product is annotated as 40S ribosomal protein S10, putative. Gene Ontology annotation, molecular function: RNA binding; structural constituent of ribosome. Lineage: Eukaryota; Evosea; Mastigamoebida; Endamoebidae. The transcript has a single exon. The record is from RefSeq and is a predicted model, not a curated record. Bases 1 to 387 code for a protein of 128 amino acids. Gene Ontology annotation, cellular component: cytosolic small ribosomal subunit.